AUGUCUCAAGAUAAAAUUACAAAAAUUGUGAAGGAAAUAAAUACCUUAAAAACGAGCUGUGAGAAAUUGAAUGCUCAAUUGGAAGAACUCAUUACACAGAAGGUCGAAAAUGAAAUGCUACUGGAAGAAGUUAAGAAUUUAGAGGAUGAUGCCGUUUUGCAUAAACUCGUUGGAUUAAUAUUAGUAAAGGAGGAAAAAAAUAAAUGCUACGAUACAGUGACGAGGAGAAUACACUAUAUUAGUGGGGAAAUUGAAAGCAGGAAAAAGGUCAUUAGCAAUUCAGAGGAGAAGCUGAAGAAACUUUUUAGCGAUCUCGAAAUGCAGUCAAACCAGAGAAAAAUUGCUAUCCCCCCAACUUGA
This is a messenger RNA of Plasmodium malariae, 360 nucleotides long. RefSeq names its product prefoldin subunit, putative. Gene Ontology annotation, cellular component: cytoplasm; prefoldin complex. The record is from RefSeq and is a predicted model, not a curated record. The transcript has 5 exons. Gene Ontology annotation, molecular function: protein-folding chaperone binding. Bases 1 to 360 code for a protein of 119 amino acids. Lineage: Eukaryota; Apicomplexa; Aconoidasida; Haemosporida; Plasmodiidae. Gene Ontology annotation, biological process: chaperone-mediated protein complex assembly; protein folding.